AUUCAUUCGACAAUUAACAAUCAAGCAUUCAGAUCUGUAGCAUUCCACCUGAAUAGAAUCAAAUAUUCUUUAUUUGAAGUGUUGUGAAAGCUUUAAAGUUUCAUUCAUUCAUUACAUCAACUUUAACGUUAGAAUUUUAAAAGUGAAUUUAUAUCCAACAACAAUGAUGAAGUUUGUAAUGGUUUCAACUUUCCUGAUGGCUGCUGUGUUUGCUGAACCACCAGCACCACGUAGUUCUUACUUGCCACCACAAGCUAGAAGCUUUUCAUCUCCAUCAAGCCAGUAUGGUGCACCAUCUCAGGGACGAAGCAGUUUCGGCGGACAAUCCCAGCCAAGAACUAACUACGGAGCACCACAACGUCAACAACAGCCAAGAAGCCAAUACGGAGCACCAUCUCAGCAACAAUCACGUAACUCAUUUGCACAGCAACCAAGCUCCAACUACGGUGCACCAGCUCAACAAAUCAGUUCAUCUUAUGGAGCCCCAGCUCAACAGCCAAGCUCAAACUACGGCGCACCAGCUCAACAGCCAAACUCAAACUACGGACCACCCUCAACUUCAUAUGGCGUACCAGCAGCUCAAGAUUUCAACAACUUCGAUAGCCAACGUGCCAACAGCUACCAACAAGCCCCAUCAAACUCAUAUGGCGUCCCAUCUCAAGAUUCUUUCAGUGGAUCAAGCUACACUAACGGUGGAAACAACGGAUAUCCAAGCAGCGGUGGAUACUCCAACGGCGGAUAUCAAGAACCAGCCAAAUCCGAAUUCCAAUAUGAUGUACAAGACCAACAAGCUGAUCUCGAAUUCGGACACAAAGAACAACGUGACGGAUCUGUUGCUACUGGAAAGUAUUACGUGUUGUUGCCUGAUGGUCGUAAACAAGUUGUGAAUUACAUUGCUGAUGAGAACGGCUACCGUCCAACCAUCACUUAUGAAGAUACUGGUCGUGGCAACGGAUAUAACAACAACGCUCAAGGUUACAAUAAUAACGCUCAAGGAUUUGGCGGAUAUUAAAAUUAUUUCUACACCCACAACACGCGAAUCAUUUAUGGACACGAAAUGCGCUCACUUUGAAUUUCUAUUUUGCGAAGAUUAGAUUCUCAAAUGCAAGAAUCAUAUUAGUCAAUAAUUUCUACUUAAUUUAAGGCUAAACAACGAGUUCAAAUUGUUUAUUGGUGCUAAACGAAUUCAUAAAUCAAAGAAGAUUUUUAGCUUUGAUUUCUUGAGUUCAGUGAAACUUGCAAUUUGACUGCGUUGUUGAAAAGCUAGACAAAUAUUUUUUUUCUUUCCCCCUACCGAUGUAAAAUCGGAAAUUGCUAAAUACUCUUAACAGGAUGUCAUCGUCCUUUGCAUUGUAAAUAUUUUUUUUUAUAUUAAUUUUCCUUUUAUUCUAUAAUAUGAAGAAGCCAUGACAAUGAGAAAUUCUCUUUUUUGUUGGAAAAAUAAAAUCAGCGAACAAAUUUGUACAAGACAA
Messenger RNA from Clunio marinus, 1472 nucleotides. The record is from the annotation of a GenBank genome assembly. NCBI's taxonomy places the organism in Eukaryota, Metazoa, Arthropoda, Insecta, Diptera, Chironomidae.